Messenger RNA from Pleurotus ostreatus (oyster mushroom), 1998 nucleotides. RefSeq names its product Replication factor A protein 1. Lineage: Eukaryota; Fungi; Basidiomycota; Agaricomycetes; Agaricales; Pleurotaceae. Bases 1 to 1998 code for a protein of 665 amino acids. Gene Ontology annotation, molecular function: DNA binding. The transcript is spliced from 8 exons. Gene Ontology annotation, cellular component: nucleus. The record is from RefSeq and is a predicted model, not a curated record. Gene Ontology annotation, biological process: DNA replication; DNA recombination; DNA repair.
AUGGGUUUCCGGGAAUUCGAACUCACUGAUGGUGUCUGUAACUGGCUCUACCACAAUGACAUUAACGAGGUGCACUGGCCGCCAGCUCACAUCCCCCGGUCGUGCACAAUCCAAAUUCUGUCCGUCAAACGAGCAGGUGAACCGCCCAAAUUUCGGAUAACCAUAUCGGAUGGUGCCAACAUCAUCCAAGCCGUGUUGCGGGACUCCCUCAACAACUUGGUAGACAGCGGUCGAAUUCGCAAGGGCGCCGUCGUUAGCUUCAGCUGCGUGUCGUCGGACUUCUUACGGGGGAAGCGACUCGUGAUCAUCCACACGAUUGAUAGCGUGCUCACAAGCGAAGUAGAAAAAAUUGGGGAUCCCACAUUCCUCCCUCCACCAAGUUCUGUAGCGAGCGGGAUCGCUCGGGAUGCUGCGAUGGCGGGAUCAAACAUUCCGGCCGAAUUGAACCCAGCGCGCACACAGCCAUCGUACCAGCCACAGGCCGGCCCCUCCAGGAUCACACAGCCGGAGCCUCGCACUCGCGCUCAGGUUCCUGCGACUGGAUCGCAAGCCAGUACCUCUCGCGAGCUCAUCACCGUGCCCAUCGCCUCCCUCAACUCCUACUCAGCCAAUUGGACAAUCAAAGCAAAGAUCGUCAGUAAAUCUGACAUCAUCACUUCCAAGAACUCGAACAAUCUCUUCUUCGUCGAACUGGUGGAUGAUCGUCGUGAUGGCCGCAGCCAGAGUCAGACAACAAUCAAAGCGAUGGUCGUGAAUAGAGUGGACGAGUUGCACGGGAGCAUGCGAGAGGGUCAGAUUUAUUAUGUUUCUGGUGCAAAAUUGGAAAAGGUAGACGAACGAUAUCGUCGCCCGAACGGGCAUGAUUUCAACCUUGUGUUUAAUCGGGGAACGAAGCUUGAGUUGUGCGCUGACGCCCCGCCGCCAGCACCGCUCACAUACAACUUCGUGCCCAUCAAUUCGGUACCCCAACUGCCCACAGGGUCAACAUGCGAUAUCCUCGGCGUACUCUACAAGUGUGACCCGGUGAAAGAACAAGAGUCCGCGAAAGGAAAGUUCAAGCUACGAUAUCUUACAAUCGUCGACAAGUCCCGCGCAUCCGUGCGCGUCACCCUCUUCCGUGGGGCGGCAGAAAAAUUCGAAGCUGACGAAGAGGAAAUCAUCGCGUUCAAAGGGCUAGAAGUACAGGACUUCCGCGGCGUCUGUCUGCAACUCAGCUCUUCAAGCUCGAUGACUAUCCACCCUGAUCUGACUGAAGCGUCUGACUUGCGCGGAUGGUACGACUCACUGGGGUCCUCCCAAAGCUUCCACCCCUGCAGUUCCGCAUCCGCCUCCGGCCUGCGCAGCGCCGGCAAUUCCCCCCAGAAGCAAAAUCAAAGGCAAAAUCCAAACGGCGUCAAUAACACGGAUGGCGACUCUAUAGGUGGAUUGUCGCCAGCUAGGCCGCUGACGAUCAGGCAAGUUCUCGACGAGGAAUACUUGUCCAUGCCCGAAUCGCAGUCGCAGUCGGCAGGCCGAUACGGAGGCGGGAAGAAGGGGCCGAAGUUCUCCUUGCAAGCCACGGUUGUGUGGAUUGACCCAAGCAGGGUGACGUACCCCGGGUGCCCGACGUGCUUGAAGAAGGUUGAGCGCAAGGACGGGAGCUGGGUGUGUCCAAGGAGGCAUACGUCUGCUGAACCGAGCUAUCGGUACCUAAUGUACCUCAAAAUCGCCGACCCCUCUGGAGAAAUUGAAUUGCAGACAUUCGAUCAGACCGGGAAAGCCCUCUUGGGUACUUCUGCGAACGAGCUCGAACACCUCCGCCACACACCCGGCUUGUUGCCCCAGUUUCAAGCUAUCUUGCGGGCAACGUGUUCGCGGGAGUUCACGUUCGAGUGCCACAUUGAUCAGUAUGAUGGUAGGACUAAGUAUGUGAUCGACCAGGCGAUGCCGCUCGACUAUGCUAACGAAGCGGACCAAUUGUUGACUCUUCUUCGUUCGCGCUGGGCUACAAGUAAGUAA